AUGCGUCAGGCCAAAGAUCGAGGACGUACGUUCGAUGACUUCAAGGGCGCGCUAACAACAUCGCCCCGCGGCGGCAUUUUGCCGGCGACGGUGGAGCAGAAGAAUCAGCCGAGCAAGCAUGCCCAACAAAUCAACACGCAACCGAUGCGCUCGGCGGAGCGGCAGCAGCAUGCGCGGCUGGAGCGGCUCAACGUGAGCCGGCCGGCGUGGCCGCUCAACUUCACCUUUGUCUACGACCCACUGGACCGCGACAUGGUGCGCAUGCUCCGCACUCGCGUGCUGGAGCCUACGCUGUCCCGCGUGUGGCACGAGCUCACGUGGAAGUGCUGCCGGCAUGAGAAGGGUGUCGUCGUCGACGUCGGCAGCAACUAUGGCUGGUACACGCUACUGGCCGCCAGUCUCGGCUGCGACGUGCUCGCGGUGGAUCCGGUGCCCUCCUACCAGCGGAUAUUAAAGCGGAACCUUGACGAGAAUGGACUUCAACACAGGGUGACGAUGAGGCGCGCGGUGGUGUACAACGAGCGCGGCACCUUCAAUGUGAGCGUCCCGAUUGCCGUCGCGGGAGGGCAGAAGCGGCGCAAGGUGCUGGGCAUGACAGGCAUGCACGGCGUCGCUGGCGUGCUCAAGUCUGACUCCCGAGACCGGCAGGCCGGCGGCUCGUACCUCGUCAGUGCAGCCUCGGUGAGCCUCGACAAGCUGCUGGCCGCGUAUGGCACGCGGCCAAUCUGCAUGCUGAAGCUCGACGUGGAGGGGUACGAGCCGCAGGCGCUCCUCACGGCUCGAGACACGCUCGACUCGGGCCGUGUGCGCGCGCUGCAGGUGGAGGUCAACCGGGUGUAUGCGCAGGGUGCCGUCCAGCAGAACUUGCGCGUGACCGAGCUCCUCGAGGAGCUCGACCGGCGGCGCUUCCGCGUUCGGCAGGUGCACAGCAAGUGUGCGCACGCGAGGAAGGCCGGCAGCCUCUGCGUCGACUCUGCGGACGCUCUGCCGCCUGACGGGGUGAGGUGGGAGGAGGCGCCGUCCGUUUGGGCGCGCCUGGACGAGAUACCCUCCAACCGGAGCCGGCAACGGGCCGCGAACGCCCGCUGCUACCAGAGCAUCUUUGCGGACCGGUUCAACUGGAGCGGCAGGCCUUCCGCGAUGGAGCACGCCUUCCGCGACGACAUCGUCGGCAUGACCGCCGACAUUGUGGCCAUUCCGACCGGUGCCCCGCCCGCGGCUGCCCACGAGCACGCCUGCGUGGCGCCGCCGUUGGCCCUGCGGCAGCGCCGCUACCAAUAUGAGUACCGGUACAAGCGGGAGACCGUAGCUAGCGGUGGCGUGCGGGCGCGGGUUUCUGCGGUCUAA
Molecule: messenger RNA, 1347 nt
Organism: Emiliania huxleyi CCMP1516
Lineage: Eukaryota; Haptophyta; Isochrysidales; Noelaerhabdaceae
Exons: 1
Coding region: 1-1347 (448 amino acids)
Source: RefSeq, a predicted model, not a curated record